AUGCGCUUCUCAUCAACUAUCGCCAAACCACUGCAAUUGAUCCUUAGAACCUUGCAGUGGUGCAGUGCUGUUAUUGUCUUAGGAUUAACUUCUUGGUUUAUCAACAAAGGACCUCGUGGACAACAUAUUAUCUACCAGGAAGUCAUCGCCGCCUUUUCAGUCGUCUGCUUCAUUCCAGCUUUCAUCUCGCCCUUCCGCCCUGCACUAAGCAAAUUCGUCAUCUUUGUCGAUAUCGUAUUCUCUUACCUAUGGUUAACCGCCUUCAUCUUUGCGGCACAGGACUAUAGCUGGCACUCGUGCUACUUCCAUUCCCCACCUGGUGUAGCAUGCUCACGCAAGAGAGGGAAUGAGACAUUUAUGUUCUUAAGUUUUAUAUUUACGUUCUUGGGGAUUUUCCUCGAGGGCGGUGCUCUUUGGGCUUAUAAGAGAGGUCAGGCAGCUCACCCUGUUGUUGAAAAACAGAAUGUGAGGGCACCCCUUGAUGCUCCUGCCGAAGUUCCCGCUCCGGUUUGA
Molecule: messenger RNA, 513 nt
Organism: Penicillium odoratum
Lineage: Eukaryota; Fungi; Ascomycota; Eurotiomycetes; Eurotiales; Aspergillaceae
Product: MARVEL domain-containing protein
Exons: 4
Coding region: 1-513 (170 amino acids)
Cellular component (GO): membrane
Source: RefSeq, a predicted model, not a curated record